UUGCAAAGAAUUUAGAAGGUAGUGAAAAAUAGUUUCUAGUUUCAUCGCAAAAUCGCCCCUUGUUUGGGGAUUCAUCUCGUGUUCCUGGCACUUGCAAGCAGAACCUGCGACAAUGGACAUUAACAGAAACAAUGCCUUUUUCGACAAGUUGAAGCAAAACGUUACUGAUACGUUCGAUCGACUCCGAAAGGCGGUGGAUAUGAGAGAAAAGCUGCUAUUGCGGCAGCUCUCCGUUGUAGUGCAACAGUCCCAGCAUACCACGUUCGAGUUCGAUAGGAUUCGUUUCCUAGGCGGCGGGGAGGAUGAGCUGAUUGCCCGGAUCCGAACGUACGGUAGAUACAACAUUGAUAAUUUCAAUGUUAUCCUGCAGAAAGAACCGUACGAGAACGAGGAUUACAUACUACCGUCGAACGACCAUGAUUUGAUGCAUAAGAGCUGCCGGCAGGGGGCGGACGAUGAACGGGACCCGGAGAGCGAAGAGAUUGUAGUGGAGUUCUUUAACAAUCGCAGUCUGAUAAAGGACAGUGCUGAAAUGUUACGAGAGUCGAUCAUUAACCUAACGUUAAACGAGAGCCGUGAAAUAAUUGACCGAUCAUUUGGUGGUAAAGCGGAAGGUUUGCCCGAACAUGUAGCGGUUGACAUGGCGAAGGAGGAUAGGGAAGUUUUGGAAUCCAUGCGAUCAUGUAAAAUCGAUCCAACAACUCACCGCCUGUUACGAGGGCGUAGUUCCGUCUCGGACGUACCGUUUGAUUCACUUUCCUUUCAAGGUGAGCAGCAGCCCGUCUUGGAGACGCGUGACGAUGGUUGUAAUAACAACAACAACGCCGAUGGCAACCAGCUAAAGAACACUCGCAUUAUAGAAUCGCGUGACGAGUGUGAAAAAACGAUUUCACUUUCCACCGCACCCCAUCGCAUGAUACCGAAGGCUUCGCAAACGGACGGGUUGAUUACGGUGCGGGCAAUCGAUUCGGAAGGGAACGUGAGGGGGAUUGCAGGUAUGGAAAAGAGCGUGAAAAAUGUCGGCCACCUUAUGAUGAACAGUUGUGGAAGCACGAUAAAUCUGAAGAAUGUAACCAACCUUACAAUAAACGCGUGCACGGAACGUGCUGCGUCAAUACCAGCGCAAACGGACCGCUCCAGGACGGCGAAGGAGGCUGCAUGUGGUACCGCAGGAAAGACCUGCGCAUCGGAGGAAGGUAGCCCAGAGUGCGGGUUCUACAAACGUCUCAUCACGGAAAACAAAAUCCUGCGGAAUCAUGUUCUCAAAUCAAUGCUGAGCAGCGGAGAGUCAAAUCAUCUGAAGCCCAUGGUCCGUUCAUCCGAUUCCGACCACUCUAGAUCAACGUCUUCUAAAACUACUACGAUUACGGAUGGUCCAUCGAGCACCAUCACCAGUGUUCCGGAACAUGUGGGGGCCGAUUUGGAUGAGAAAGAUCCGUACUUAAAAAUUUCUCUCUCGGAUAAGGAACUGCAGCACAUGCUGGACAUGCCAUCGUCACUCCACGACAAAAGUCUUUCGUUCGUCCUGGGAGAGUUGUAUGGAUUAGCUGCGAAUAAUAGUAUGAGUGGUCCCGGGGCUGGUUCGGCCAACACACCCGGGGGUGACGCGAAAGAGCACUCGAACCAAAUUCAGCAAUGGCUGAAGCAAAUUAUCUCUGAGUCUGAAACGGAACCAUUCCAAAAUGCGGAAAUGCUCGAGUUUAGUAAAAUUCAUAACUAAUCCAUCGUUUUCCGCAUUGCAAAUGGAAUUAAUUUUCAGUCGAGGGAUAUUCCCACGGAAGCGCUUUAUUUUAUUGCGUAGGUACACAAUGAGACAAUUCGUUCCUGAACUGUGAUUAUUUAAGGUUUUUCAGGGUGUUUUCAGGCGGCAUAUACAGUGUCCUGGGGAAAGUGAUUAGAUACCCUCGCAAAGAUUUCUUAACAUCACUUUCGAAUAAUUUCAUAUGACCCGUGAGAUGGUCACACAGCAUUACAGCAGUACAUGUGAUACUAUAUUACCAUGAAAUGUGGUCAUGCAAGCGCACGCUUAUGCGCGGGUCAAACAUGCUUUCAAGCGUCACGUAAAUUUAUUUUUCUUCUUAUUUUCAUCUUUUUUUCAAUUACAUUCUUUUUUAUCUCCCGUCUCGAAAUACUACAUUUUUUAUCAUAUAGAUUCUAGAACUCUUUCGUUGUUUCUAUUAUCUUGUAUUUUAUUUCCUUCUCAUCAGCGCUAUUGUUUUUCUACGACAUUCCAUCCAUAAUGCACAAUGACCCACACCCAUAUCUUUUAUACAAAAUCUCUGAAUCUUUUUGAUUCCUGUGCCAUUGCGGUCGAUAGAAUGCUACUUAGUUGUAAUGAAGUACUUUAAACAUGGAACAGUUUUCUCAUCUCAAUUGUGUAUUACUUUUUUAUAUACACAUCCAUAGCUAGAUGUUACAAUUACAUUGCGUGUGUAUUUUGCUAAAGUAAUCGAAGGGAAGAGGGAAGUAAUGAAAAGUAAUCAUUCAGUAACUACGAGCAGAAAUUAACAGAAUACGUGUUGUGUGUGCGUGUUAAUGGUGUAGGUGAAAUAUCCCCGGUUUCGUAAAGUAUACUUAAAUAAUCAUAAAUGUAGUGAUGUCGAGAAGAUAUUUAUAAUAUGUCAAAGCCGCUUGCUUACGAAAACGAUAAGAGUACAUUCACAAUAUACGCCGAGCACCGAUAGUUCGGUGACGUUCAUGUGGCUAAUAAAGGAUGAUCACAUAAAUACAGGUGAA
Molecule: messenger RNA, 2736 nt
Organism: Anopheles coustani
Lineage: Eukaryota; Metazoa; Arthropoda; Insecta; Diptera; Culicidae
Exons: 2
Coding region: 113-1720 (535 amino acids)
Source: RefSeq, a predicted model, not a curated record